This is a messenger RNA of Erpetoichthys calabaricus (reedfish), 2812 nucleotides long. RefSeq names its product solute carrier family 6 member 11b (gene slc6a11b). Gene Ontology annotation, biological process: sodium ion transmembrane transport. Lineage: Eukaryota; Metazoa; Chordata; Cladistia; Polypteriformes; Polypteridae. Bases 211 to 2064 code for a protein of 617 amino acids. The record is from RefSeq and is a predicted model, not a curated record. The transcript is spliced from 14 exons. Gene Ontology annotation, cellular component: membrane.
UGGUGAUUGAGGACAGUUGUCUAUUGCGGCUACACUUUCAGAAAGGGGCAGAAAAAGACAAAGUGGACAAAGUACAGGCAAAUUCCAGCUGUCCACUACGCAGCCGUUUUCGGAAGCAGGCGCGCUUCAUGUAAAUGAAGCGCGAGGGCGCGCUGCGCGGGAUCGCGCUUCUCUGACACGGAGCUUCUUUCCCAAGGCUGGCAGAGCGUCAUGACAGCUGAAAAGAGCAUCCCGGUAAUCAAUGGGAAGGCAGAAGAUGACAUGGAUCCCGAGGCGCUCGGCGCGACUUCUCUGCGCAGCAACGACAAGAAAGUGAAUGAGAGGGGCCAGUGGAACAACAAGGUGGAGUUUGUCUUAUCCGUGGCUGGCGAGAUCAUCGGUCUGGGCAACGUCUGGAGGUUCCCGUACCUGUGCUACAAGAACGGCGGGGGUGCUUUCCUCAUUCCCUAUGUCAUAUUCUUUAUUUGCUGUGGAAUUCCUGUAUUUUUCCUGGAGACGGCUUUGGGACAGUUCACCAGUGAGGGUGGCAUUACAUGCUGGAGAAAAGUAUGCCCACUCUUUGAAGGAAUUGGAUAUGCUACACAAGUCAUUGAGGCGCAUCUAAAUGUUUAUUAUGUGAUCAUUCUGGCUUGGGCAAUCUUUUACCUUUUCAAUUGCUUCACAAAGGAACUGCCUUGGGCAACAUGUGGUCAUGAAUGGAAUACAGAAAACUGUCAAGAAUUUGACAAAGUGAAUGCCAGCAACUGCAGUUUUGCUAAUGCAACCUCUCCAGUGAUUGAAUUCUGGGAGCGCAGAGUACUUGGCAUCUCCAGUGGAAUUGAGCACAUUGGAAACUUACGAUGGGAGCUGGCACUCUGCCUCCUCUUGGCUUGGACAGUGUGCUAUUUUUGCAUCUGGAAGGGCACACGGUCUACGGGAAAGGUAGUGUACGUGACAGCCACAUUUCCUUAUGUGAUGCUGGUGAUCUUGUUGAUUCGAGGAGUGACCUUGCCUGGUGCAGCAGAAGGAAUAAAAUUCUACUUAUAUCCAGAUAUUUCUCGACUCUCAGACCCUCAGGUGUGGGUGGAUGCAGGCACACAGAUCUUCUUCUCUUAUGCCAUUUGCCUUGGCUGUCUCACGGCUUUGGGCAGUUACAACAGUUAUAACAACAACUGCUACAGGGACUGCAUCGUGCUGUGCUGUCUGAACAGUGGCACCAGCUUUGUGGCUGGUUUUGCCAUUUUCUCCGUCUUAGGUUUUAUGGCAUCUGAGCAAAAUGUUCCCAUUGCAGCUGUGGCUGAGUCAGGUCCUGGUCUAGCAUUCAUUGCCUACCCCAAAGCAGUGACCAUGAUGCCACUGCCACCUGUUUGGGCAGCUCUUUUUUUCAUGAUGCUGAUCUUCCUUGGGCUGGACAGUCAGUUUGUUUGUGUUGAGAGUUUGGUCACAGCAGUGGUGGACAUGUAUCCCAAAAUUUUCCGAAGAGGUUACAGAAGAGAGCUACUCAUCCUGGCUUUGUCCAUCUUCUCAUAUCUUCUGGGACUAAUCAUGCUAACUGAGGGUGGGAUGUAUGUCUUUCAGUUGUUUGACGCCUAUGCCUCAAGUGGAAUGUGUCUGCUGUUUGUUGCAGUUUUUGAAUCAAUUUGCAUAGGAUGGGUUUAUGGUAGUGAUAAAUUCUAUGACAACAUUGAAGACAUGAUUGGCUAUCGGCCCAUCCCCUUGAUCAAGUGGUGCUGGAUGUUCCUGACACCAGGGAUCUGUGCCAGCAUCUUCCUCUUCUUCUUGAUAAAAUACAAGCCACUGAAAUACAAUAACGUCUAUGUCUACCCAGACUGGGGUUAUGGCAUUGGCUGGAUGAUGGCGCUGUCCUCCAUGAUUUGCAUCCCUCUUGGACUAGUAGUUCAAAUUUGGCGAACAGAAGGGACCUUUUCUGAGAGGUUGAAAAAGCUGACCACCCCAUGUGCCGAGCUGAAGAUGAGGGGCAAGCUGAGUCGCAGCACAUGUCUCUACUCCGUCAACGAUUGUGAUACCAAAAUGAAGGGCGAUGGAACAAUUGCAACUAUCACAGAAAAAGAAACCCACUUUUAGGAAAUGUCUGUAGAAACAUUUUGCACAAACUUUAUUAACCCUUUCAUUCUGCUAGAAGAUUUAAAAAAUGACAUCUAACUGUGUAGCAAAAAGUGCAUCCGUGCCGUUUGCAUUGUUUAGCAAUCUCAAAGUGCCCAACUGUGCCAAGCCGUACCAGCUGAGUGUUCAACUUCAGGAUGGCAGCUCUUCUCAGUUCUUGUCCCCAUGGCUCGCUGGUCGAGCUCCCAUACUGCAGUUAGGUGAAGGCACACCAAUUCAUGUCCAGAGCAAAUCUGUUUAUUGCUGCCUCAUGAGGGCAACAGGACACACACCUCAGCUCUGGUCCCACUUAGUCACAGCUGAGCUAGUAGACUAGACCCCAUUAAGUGGUUAUACAGAGAAGAGGCCACCAGGGGGCAUCAUUGAACCAUAUUUUAACUGUUAUGCUUCUAGUAGACCCUACAGACAGUAGGAACUUGCAGUUUUUGUAUGGACAUGUCAUCUGGAGGACUUAUGGCAUUUUUUAGCUCAUAAUUUGAGAAUUUAUUAACUCAUUUAACACUUGUACUUUUCUAAAAAAAAAAAAAAAAAAAAAAAGGAAUAGUUUUUCUUAGUAUUUGUGUACAAUUCGUAUGAGGUAAAAAUUGUGAAAAAUCCUAUUUCUGCAAAAUCUUUUGAUAUGUAGUAGAAGACUGGUCUGUUUCUCAAAUUGUAUUACUAUUUGCAGGCCACAUACUUUUAAAAAUAAAAUUGGUAAAAGAAAUUACAA